Leguminivora glycinivorella is the source of this 883-nucleotide messenger RNA. RefSeq lists its product as uncharacterized. Bases 100 to 627 code for a protein of 175 amino acids. The transcript is spliced from 5 exons. NCBI's taxonomy places the organism in Eukaryota, Metazoa, Arthropoda, Insecta, Lepidoptera, Tortricidae. The record is from RefSeq and is a predicted model, not a curated record.
UACAAACAGCGCACCCUGUACAACCCCAAGAAACGGCAACCUUGGCUCGCCUCGGCACACCAGUGCCGCGCCGUCCGCACCAGCAACCAACCAUUCGAGAUGUGGUGCCGCAAGCAAGCGGCCGCGGCCAUCUUGCCUCUCCUCCUCGCCGGGUGGUUCACCGGGGACUCGUCACAGGCCCUCACGACCUUCGGCAAGAGUAACACACAAGCUCCAAGAGAAGUAGGACCGACAGCGCCCCCUGCCAAGCCGUGUUCGAGACAAGCGGAGUGCAUCGCGGUCGCAAGCAGCUCGUGCGUGCGGACUCACUUCGACUCACAGACGAGGUGUCUCUGCGGGGACAACAGUGCGCCGAUCAAUGGGCAGUGUGAGGCGCUGACCAAAUCGUUAUACCACGCCUGCACUACAAGCGAGGAAUGCAACGAUGGUCUCUCCUGCGGCACACCGAACGCGACGGACAAGGCGCCUCAUCUGCGCAUGCUGGGGCCUAAAGACACGAUCUGCCUUUGCGACACGGAGAGCGGGUUCAGAGAAAAGGACCAUACUUGCAGUGACGCUGACAUCUUGAAGACGUCACUCUUCGCCAUCGUCGUCGUCUCCUGCAUAAGAAAGAUCCUGGCGAACUAGUUUACUACACGAGUGUACGCACAUCAGUAAAAAUCAUUUAUUUUAGUUCAUAUCAAAAGAUUUCAGUAUGACAUACCCAUAAAACAACAACUUAAAGAAAUAAUUUUCACCACGCCAACACGAACAAAUAAUAACGGUUUAAUUUUUUUUUAUACUACGUCGGUGGCAAACAAGCAUACGGCCCGUCUGAUGUAAUGCGGUUACCGUAACCUAUGGACGCCUGAAACUCAGACAGUGUCACAUGCGCGUUGCCACC